CUGGGCCAGGACGAGCACCAUUCCAGCGCAGCAGCGCAGCGUACGAGGAGGCGGGAGCACUAGAGUAUGGCGAUCUGCGUUCCCGGAGUCCCAGUAUCUUUCUGGAGCCACCGACACCGGAUCCCACGCAUGCCCAUUUCGGGCCGGGAUGGGGUCGUCCCAUGUCGCCCAUGGAUUUGCCACCGGAGCGGUCACCGGCACCCAGUGGACCCGGCAGCAAGUCACCCACCGGCGGCAAAUCGAGGCUGCGACCCAAGCUCCAUCUGCCGCUGGGGCGACUGGGGCGAUCCAGCUCCUCGGACACCAAGGAGAGCAACAGACUGCGCGAGGAUGUGCACGUGCACGUGGAGAAUCCGGUAUUUAGUAGCGAGAAUCUGCGCCAGAACAACUUCGAUGCAUUCUUCGAGGCCCGCGAGCCGGUCAUCAAGGUACAGCCUCGCACGCCUCACACGGCGCCGGCGGAUAGCAGGGGUUACUCGCCGCCCCUGCCCCUGGAGAACUAUGCGGGUGUGUAUGACUCACCCAGGACGCGAAGUCCUGCCGGCAAGGGAAGAGGUGGAAGCGGGGCAGAAGGAUUAUUUGCAAGGUCACCCAAGGAAGAGCGCGAGCGGAUGGCCAGCGCUAGAUCCCGGAGUGCGGAUCAAUGUGAUGGAGCCAUGGGAGCGAGUGGCGGUGGCGGCGGCGGCGGCAGCGGUGGUGGCAGUACAACCGGAGCGCCCUCCAAAGGUGACAGGUUCUUCGGUAAAAUCUUCAAGUGGUCGAAGAAGUCGUAGGAGGAUCUUUGGGUGGAGGGGACCACGAGGUGGUGCCCUUAGCCCCCAGGGCGGCAGGAUGGCGUCCUACAACGGCGUGCUCAAGGAUUACAGUCACAGCAGUUUGAACGAGGCUUUCAAAUCCCAGAACAAUGUCAACUUUAAGUUAAUUAAAACAGUAUCCGAUUUCUCCGAAACACUAUCCCGUCUGUAUGAGGAGCACGCGACUGCCCUUCAAGUUGCGGUGUCCAAUUAUCGCAAAAAGAAUGCCGAAUUACGCAAAGAAAGACCCGCCUGCCACUUGGCCAUCUUUCAGGCAUGGGAAACAUUCCUGCAGGAGGUCGAAACGGAUUCACAGGCCUGCAACGACGUGGCCAGCGUCCUCUCCCGCCAGGUGUCGAGACCAAUGCUGGAUAAAUCCUUUCAUCGCAAAGUUCAAAGCCGUAAAAUAUUCACACACAGGGAGUCUUUUGAGACUAUUAUCGCAAAGACUGAAGAGAAGCUGUCAAAGUGCCGGAUGGAGUACAAGCAGUGCCAUCAGGCCCAUCGACAGAAUCCCAGCCAGCAUUCGCUCACCGAAUACAUCGACGCCCACAAUGCGUACGUGCAGCAGCUGCAUGCCACCAAUGGCAUGCUGGAGGCCUACCACUGCGACACCCUGCCCCAGCAGAUGCAGGAGCUGGAGGAGAUCCACAAUGACCUGUGCGGCAUUGUGUCCGACUCGCUGCUGCAGGGCGCCGAUGUAAUUGCCACCAAGGCCAGCGACCAGGCCAAGCGGUACAGCAACCUGACCAGCCAAUGUGGAGCCGUGUCACCUCAACAGGAUCUGGUGAACUUCGUCCGCCUGCUGGCCCAGCCAUCGCAGGCUCAGAAGGUGCCACGGCGGGUCUUUGCCCCACCUCAAGGCGAGCCUGGCGAUGAGGCGGGUGACCACAAUGAGAUGACGCCCUGUCUGAGGAACGAAUUGGUCUUUGACCGGCACUCCACCUUGUCCCAGCGCUCCGCCUUAGAGUCGCUGAAGCGAGAGGCCAUCGAAUUGGAAUUGCAAAUACGUCAGUUGCAGGACUCCAUUGAUGCCCUGAAUCGUACCCAGACACGUGGCAUCGAGGGCCAACUGUACAACAAGGUCAACGAGCUGCAGGAGGAUUUGUCCAUGAAAAAGUUCGACCUAAGGGCCAAGCAAAUCCAUUUGGCAGCCAUAAGGGCUCAGAAGGAUCUGUUCGUGAGCAAAGUUGAGCCAACGUCGCCGCGAAACGAACGCAAAUUCUCCGCUGCCACAGCGCCAUCGAUGAAAACAAAGUGGCUGAAAGCAUUUAAGAGCCUAAAGCCCGCUGGUUCUGGUUCAGCACAACAAGCGGAUAGGCGCAAUGGAGCCUCCAGCACAGCCUCAGAGCCCCUGCGUCCCAAUUUGGAUGGGAGCCAUCAUCUGCAGGAGUACACCUACAAGAAGAUAACGGCCUGCGAUGUCUGCUCCCAGAUACUGAGAGGCCACACACGCCAGGGAUUGCGGUGCCGCAUUUGCAAGCUGAAUGCCCAUGGAGACUGUGCCCCAAACCUGCCGCGAUGCCAGCCAAAGCAAAAGUUGCUGCGACGCCAGAAGAGCACCUCGGAGCUGGAGAAUCGCGUUGAUAUUGAGGAAGAAACUGGAGCCGACAAAUCCGUCCAGGGCAAGAUAUUGGACGGCAGCGUUGUCCCAGUGCCGGUCCUCACCGAACGGGAGAUGGGUCGUGCUCCACCGCCGGAUAUACCCAUUGUCAGUGUCUCGGAGUUGGCCCUGCAGGAGCAACAGAAUGUACAGCAGCAGCAGCAGCAGCAACAUCUCCAGCAGCAACAGAGUCUGGCAUCGGUGGCGCAGGCGGCGGCGGUACGUGCCGGCCGUGGAGUCCGUCCGCCACCGGUGGCCAUGCCCAUUUUGGGCGUUCAGUUGCAACAGCAGGAGUUGCAGCAGCAACGCGGCGGACUGCCGGUGCCCAGCCAAGAUAUAUCUAGUAGCUCAGCACCGCACUCACCGCGCCGCCAAAAGUUGAAUUUACGCAUGAAAUCCUUGAGCCUGGACUCGCCCGAAUCCUCGGAGCUCCAUGGCCAAUUCAGGCGAAGGGCCCAGCUCCCCGGGACGGGUGCCUCAACGUCCGCCGGUUCCGGUGCCGGUUACUACCACGGCGGCUCUGGAGGCCAUCUGGAGCACAGUACUCCGCCAUCGAACAACAGCCGUCUGCACUCCCCGUCGAGCCCCUCGCAUCCGGGCCGGAAGCUGCUCUAUGCCACAAGGGGCAUGCGUGGCGGCAGCGUCGAUCUGCCGGAUGAAAUGGAGAAGUCACAAUCCUCGGCCAGCACCUCGCCGUGCCUCUCACCCAAAACCCAUCGCCUGCUGCCUACGAAUCUGUACGUCAUCAUCUACAACUUCAAGGCGCGGCAUGCCGAUGAGCUGGAUCUCAAGGCGGGCUACAAGGUAACUGUCAUCGAUAACUCGGACCCUGACUGGUGGAAGGGCAAGGUCCUGGGCCGCGUUGGGUACUUCCCAUCCAAGUACUGUGUACGUUUAAAUGCCAACGAGAAGCCCCUCCAGGUGACCCACAACCUCCAGGUUUCGGAUAGCGAGCGUGGCGAGAAUCUCACCCUGCUGCGUGAUCAGAUCGUCAUUCAGACCGGCGACGAGGUCAACGGCAUGGUUAUGAUCCGUGCCGCAGAGCACGGGCAGGGCUACUGCCCGAUCAAGUAUCUGCAGGAGGUGUGACAGCCAGAAGAGGACGAGCCGCCAUCCGACGAGCGGGACAGACCGCACAAGUCAUCCCUGCAGACGUCGUCGCGGACAGCGGACAAGACCAAGCGUAGGAUUAGAAUUGUAGUGUCCGAGAAUCACAGUCUAGCUGGUAGUAGCGUUGCACCCGCAUCCACAUCCGCAUCGGCACCAUCCGUAACCACAUCCGCCUCCAUGCACCACCUGAGCCAGUAUCAUCAUCACCACCAUCAAGUUCCCCGCGAGUCCGACACGGAGACGAAGCGGCUGAACAUCGACUAUGGCGACGAGUCCGGCAGCGCCGACUGGGACAAGGAUCGAGAGGUCCUGAUCCUCUCGGGAAGGCGGAAUAAGAACGACAAGAACUGGGAGAACUGGGAACGAAUCCGUGAACAGAAGCUGGAGAAGAUGAAGGGCAUCUGCUUCGAGAGCUAUCGCCAGUCGAAGCGGGACAAGCUGCUGCAGGCCAAGCCAAGGCCCAAGCAGCUGGAUCCCACCUGGUACACGGACAACAUCUAUUCGAAUCGCUCUGAUGACAUGGACGAGGAUUAUGUUCCCGAUUGCCUCAAGUAUGGGACCUUCCGCACUCUGCGCGACAUCCACGAGCUGGACGAGAAGAGUGGUGUCUCAGGAGCCACGGAGAAGGAGCGCCGCGGUGAGGGUGAGGGAUCCCCGGGAUAUGGUCUGCACCGCUCCAAGAGCUGCAAGGAGUUCCAGUAUCCCAAAUCUCAGAGCUGGUGCUUCGAGGGCAAUGUCUUUGAGGCGGGCGGCGGUGUGGCCAGUGGCAGUGGCAGUUCCGGUGGUCCCGGUGCCACUGCUCCGCCUGCGGCCACCACUUCCAUCCUGAAGAAUCGGUCGGGUGUGCCCAAGUCAUACUCCUUCAGUGCCACCACCAAGACCAUGCCCUUUGACAUCAUCGACUACGAGCUGCCCCCCGCCUCGAAUACGCGCCGUGAGAAGCGGGAAGCGUACCGCCGGAACAUGAAUCAGCUGUGCAGCAGCAGUCUGGACCGCUGCUGUGCCAGGGAUCAGUGCACCAGUGCCCGGUGCCUGCUAGAGGAUAUCUAUCCGGGUUCAAGGAUGCGACCUAGAGCACCGGGAGCGGGCAGUAGCCGCAAUCUAAGUGCCGCCGAUUGGCUGUUCGAGGAGCGGGGAGGAGGCGGAAGGCUACCGCCCAGGAUACCAGCCACAGCGCCCACGGUCAUCUGCUGCUGCUCUGCGGCAGAGGAUUGCUGCUGCCAUCGACAGCAGCAACGGCAACAGGCACCGCCUUCGGUCUCGGGGCGUUCCCAUGCCAGGCCACAUUGUCCCGGUCAUCAUCCCGCCGCCGAGGAGGAGGAGCAUAUGCACUGCCGCUAUGAUACCGAUCUGGAGCAUUUUAUACGCGCCGAAAGGGAACGACUCCUGCUGCAGGACAAGUUCCUGGACGAGGAUGAGCGGUAUUUAAGUGCAGCUGCUCCAAGGAGUCCUGGUCGACGCUAUGUCACAUCGGGAAACUAUCAACGCCCCCCGCGUAGCAAGUCCCUGCUGGAGAUGCAGCCACAUCCGCAGGCCACACUGUUCGACGAGGAUACCUGCUCGGAUACCACUGAGAUUGAUCUGGAGGAUUUCAACAUAGAUCUGGAGAAGUACUGGGAGCAGCUGGACAAGCCACCCAGUCCCAUCAACAUGGACAUGCGCCGGAAUAUGCACAGCAGCCUCAAGGUGAAGAAUGUGAAUGUGAGAUGCUAUAAUAAUGGCCAGCCCAUAGAUCUCCAUGACAGGGAACACGAGCGGCUUAUGAUCAAGAAAUCCCUGCUCGAGGGUAUGCCAUCGCCGCCGCAGCUCGAUUCCAGUGAGUCCUCGACCAACGUUGGUGGUGGCUAUCAUCCAUUUUUUGACUCUGCGCCCGCGCCAGCUCCUGCCUUCCAGCACCGUUCCUCCUAUGGCCAUAAUCCGCUCACCCAAGGCUAUGGUCACAAGGUGUAUCCCACGGUGGAUACGUUGCCCUCGUAUCAGUACAACAACUUCUAUCCAGAGCACUCGGGACACUCGACGGUGGGCAGUGUGCUGACCCAACAGCCGCCGGCGGGCAUCCAUCAUCCAUCGGCGGGUGGUCACUCGGCCCUGAGUCUGAUCAACAACAUCUUCUCCAUUUACAAGCCCAACAAGUAUUCGCCGGAGAACUGCCAGAUGAACUAUGAGAGCAAACCGGAGCCGUGCAAGAAGAUGAAUAUGCCCAGCACCCGGCGUCCCCUGGGAGGAGCCUCGAUUCAGCAGCAUCCCAUGCAGCAUCCUCCCCACGACUAUGUCCACUCCUCGAUGAAGCGACCGCUGCUGGUGAGUGCCGAUCAGCCGCACUUUAAGAUCAUACCCGAGAAGACGGGUUUGAAGAUAUCCCCGCUGCUUAGCUACGAGGAUUACGGCGGGGGAGAGAAGGCCAGCCUUCAUCAUCACAGGCUGAGUAGCACGGCGCGGCCUCUGAUGCUUCCGCACUGAUGGUGCUGGACCUUUCCGUGGUAUGGCAAUGGCAAUGGCAAUGGCAAUUACUGCUAGGUUGGGCAAGCCCUAACACUAACUAACUAACCCCUCAGACCCUCAAAAUAAAAUAAGAAAAGACUCGCGAAUAGCAAAACCCAAGCGCACAAACUGGGUCCAGCCAAGGAAGGGAGGAAGCUGGGCAGGAUCUUCGAGGCUCAACUUCCGCUUUCCCUUAACUUCACACCACCAACUCGCCGUCUUCUUCGUCGUCGUCGUCGUCGUCGUCCAUCCGCACAAGUGUUCCAUCGAUGCAUUGAUCCUUGAGAGGAGACCAAAUAACAACAACAACAACAGCCAUACCAUUGGAAACAGCACUCAGACACCAAGAACAACAAACAGACAGCCGAAAAAAAGAAUACAAGACCAACUUAGGCAAGGAUAUCAGAUGUCAGAUAUUUGAAGAUGUCAAAGGGACAAGCGUAGGCUUAGUAGUAACGAUUUGAUUAGGAUUAACUCGCAAACAGGAUACCCUACCAUUCCCCCUCGGACUCACACAUAUGUAUACAAUCAAUGUGCUUUUAAUUCGCUUAAAAUCGCUAAAAAUGAAAUACAGUUCGCUAACACAACAACAAAUACAAAAUCCAACAACAGAUACACUAAUUUUCGAGCAACUUUUAAGCAAUCAAGACGCGUUUUCAAAUAGAACGAAGCGUAGACCUAAGUCGGUAUUAUAUAUAUAUAUAUAUAUAUAUAUCGUUCAUAUCGCGUUUCAUAUUCCAAUAUGAACAGACACACAUAUUGUAUACCUUAAACUCUGUAGCAAGCUAAACGGAUUUUAUUCGGAAGGAAUAUAUAUAUAGAUCUCUACCUGGACUUUAAACGUCUGCGGGACUUAUUUCGCGAUCAUUUUGAGGAGAAAAAAAAACUAGAAAACUAAAAGGAGAACCGUUUUUAUUGUUACCAAAAAUUUUUUCUAUUUUUUAUACCAAACAACUUUGAAUCAACUAAACGGAUUGAGAAUGAGAUCAAGAGUUCACCAGCUAGGAUCGUUAGGGCUAGAAAGAAGCUUUCUCCAUGAGUUGCGGCUACUAGAAGGGAUUAUAAUACGGAAUACCAGUGCAUAUGCUAUGCUAUAUAUACCAAAAAUAUAUAUAUAUAUAACAGUAUGAGCUAUAUGAGCUAGGGAUUAUUUAUGGGAGGACUCGAUAGAAGCGCUUUUUGUAAACUAACUAGAUUUGUAUCGAAAUGUGAAACAUUGAAUAUGAUAAAACAUGAAUUGUACUUUUAUGAUGUAUGCGUAUCCACUGGCCUUAUUUAUUGAAAAAGUAACCAAAAAAUAUAAAUAAAAAUAAAAAACAAUGAGCUGAACCCUCUCACACCACAAAACACACUGACACAGACACAUGCAGAAUAACAACUUGAGAAUUACAAGCAAAUUGAAUUUUCACAAAGAUUUUAGCUUAAGGCUUCGCGUCACCUUUUGUUAAUUGUUUUUUGGCGUCCAAUUUUACAUGAUAACUAACGUAGGACUCUAGACAAAACAACAGCAACAACAACAAAUCGAAACUAUCGAGCAUAGAUUAACAACUAUCGAGUAUUUUGUAGUGCGUAAGCUAAACUAAAACCCAAAACAAAAAAUAACUAUAAACCAAAUGAGAAGCGAGAAGAUUUUGAAUUUGAAUUUAUUUUUAACGACUUUUGAAUACAAUGAUGAUGACAUUUUAUCAGAGAUCGUUUUUUAUCUAUUUAACAUUUUCUUGAACCACAUACAACAAACAAACAACAACUAUUUGCUAAGUGUACCCUAUGGCCUAUGAGUUAGUUAGUAAGAGUAACGAGUUUUUCCAAGCCCCAAAAACCCCGCUUUGACCACUGGACCGAAAAUACAGAUACAGAUACAAGAUACAGAUACAAGUGAGGAGAGAUACAGAUACAGGACAGAAGGACAGUAUGACACGCGGGGGAAAUUCUGCACAAAACCCAAUCUAAGAAAUAUCCAUAUACUGCACCCAAUUAAUUGUACGAUAUAUAUAUAUCGAGUAACGAGUAAAGAGUAACGAGUAUUUACGAUCACAUCUAGCGAGUAAGUUAAGAAAGAUGAAUUGUAUUGUAAAAUGAAAUGGAAUCGACAAACACGAAAACGCCCAAAUCUUAUGAGUAUGUAAGCAAAGCCGAAAAUAUAAAAUUCAAACAGGAUAACCGCUGGCCCCAAUGGCCGCCGGGACAUCUAACUGCUGAAAUUGGCAAUUAAGUAUAUAGUAAUACACCACACACACCACACACACCAUAUGUAUGUACAAUGUAGUAGAAUUUUCGACUAAACUAGACCGAAACUUGGCAAAAGUAGCGCCUCAUCUGUGCAAGUCCAAGGAUCCCCGAGAGUCCUUCGAUAUUAGAGAUUCCAAAAUCGAAUUGGUACUCGUUCGUUUUCACGGGGACCAUGGCCUCACUUCACGGAGCAGCUUCUCGUUUUUUAGUGUAAAUUUUUUGGUUUUACAUAAGCGUAAGGAGCAGCAGGAUUAGAUUGAAUGCAGCUUCCGGAAAAGGAGGAGGUCUCACUAGCAACUAGCUAGCAGAAAAUACUUGUAAACAGUAACUAGAAAAAUGGAACAAUAUAAUAUCAGAGCAACGUAAUAUAUCAGUUAAAAAAAAAGUAAGACAGCGAGAAUUCAACUCAUUUAGCACUCACCUGCAAUUUGAAUGUGAAAAGCAAGACACUCUCCCCUCAACCCCAUUGUCCCCCAGCUUCUCCGAUGCGACCCCAUUAAUUUACCUGAAUUGCAAAUAAAACA
Messenger RNA from Drosophila serrata, 8741 nucleotides. It is a transcript of the gene Stacl, whose product is annotated as SH3 and cysteine-rich domain-containing protein. NCBI's taxonomy places the organism in Eukaryota, Metazoa, Arthropoda, Insecta, Diptera, Drosophilidae. Gene Ontology annotation, molecular function: protein binding. The record is from RefSeq and is a predicted model, not a curated record. Gene Ontology annotation, biological process: positive regulation of voltage-gated calcium channel activity; skeletal muscle contraction; positive regulation of protein localization to plasma membrane.